AUGGCACUUCAGAGCUGCUCCUGGUUGACAAUCAUUCUAUGCUUUGCGCAUAUCAACGCAGUACCCAUAAAGCCUACAUGCGGACUACAGAGAAGAUUGGUAGACCAAUCCUAUAGCCUUCUGGACAGCGUGGGUGGUCGCUUUCCUGUGGAGUGCCUUGAUCACUAUCGUCAGAUUACGUUCCCAUCCUCUGCAUUUAACACCUCUGAGGCUGCAGAUAAUGCUGGUGCAGAGAAGAUGGCUUAUGAAACUCUCAAAUUGAUCGACACUUUGUUUGCGAAUGACUCUAUGCCGACCAGCUGGAACAACAACCUGGAGAAUUUUCAGAGUUUAAUUUAUCGUCAGAUUGAGGAGAGCAGAUGUAUUAUGAGCAAAACUCAUUCGUCCCUGGAUGAUUUCCAGGAUAGAAAUACUGCACUGAAAACGUUCUUUGACAAAAUAGCAAACAUUUUGACAGAGAAGGAAUCCAGUAUUUGUGCGUGGGAGGUGGUUCGACAACAGAUAUUGUCCACACUCAGAUUUAUUCUCCAGAGCUCCAACUACCUUUUAUAG
Molecule: messenger RNA, 552 nt
Organism: Alosa alosa (allis shad)
Lineage: Eukaryota; Metazoa; Chordata; Actinopteri; Clupeiformes; Clupeidae
Product: interferon alpha-1-like
Exons: 5
Coding region: 1-552 (183 amino acids)
Biological process (GO): defense response
Cellular component (GO): extracellular region
Molecular function (GO): cytokine receptor binding
Source: RefSeq, a predicted model, not a curated record